AGACAGCCCCACUAUCUGCCGUUUUGAAAAGUGCUUCUUCAAAGGGUUCUCCUGGUGAUGAAGCGAGCGGUAAAAGUAAAGCAAAACAUUCACAGUGAGUUGACUCACCCACUUCAACUCAACCCUCUCUGUCACUCUUUCUCUCUCUCACUCUGCUAAAACAACAAUACGCCCCCUCCGGCGCAACUUAUGGCAGCAACUUCUCCAGAUAGCACGCUGCUGCUCUUGUCUCUGCUAACAUACGCUGCCUCUACACUGUCCGUUAUCCCUAACUUCUCCUUCUCCACUCUUUAGUCUGAACUUAUUUCAUUUCCUUUCGUCGACAAACAAGAACUUCUGGGUUGUUACCAUAUGGGGCUGUUUUUAUUUUCCUUGUUUAUGGUGCUCUGCUGCGCACCGUUUUUAGCUUUCGCCGCCGUCGUCGGACGAAGCGCUGAGAGUUUAGCUGAGAUUGAAGCUUUGACCUCCUUCAAGCUAAGUCUUCAUGACCCACUUGGAGUUUUGAAUGGCUGGGAUUCAUCGAGUCCUUCGGCUCCAUGCGACUGGCGUGGAGUCACAUGCGCUGACAACCGAGUCAACGAGCUCAGGCUACCUCGGCUCCAGCUCGGCGGUCCAGUAAGUGACCAUCUGGGUAAGUUGCAUAUGCUGAGGAAGUUAAGCCUGAGGUCCAACUUCUUCAACGGGACUAUCCCUUCCUCGCUCUCGCAAUGCACGCUCCUGCGCGCUGUGUUUUUGCAGUACAACUCACUCUCCGGCAACCUCCCGGAGAAUAUCGGUAAUCUCUCCAACCUUGAAAUUUUGAACGUGGCUCAAAACCGUCUCUCGGGAGAGAUAGCAGUAGAUCUCCCGCGAAAUCUCAAGUAUUUAGAUCUCUCGUCAAAUGCUUUCUCUGGUUCGAUACCAGAGACCAUUGCUAACUUGUCUCAGCUUCAGCUGAUUAAUUUAUCGUAUAAUCAGUUUUCUCGAGAGAUUCCAGCGAGUUUAGGUGAACUGCAAAAUUUACAGUACCUUUGGCUGGACUUCAAUUUAUUGGAAGGGACUUUGCCGUCAGUAUUAGCUAACCUUUCAUCGCUUGUGCAUUUGAGUGUUCAAGGCAAUGCACUUGGGGGAGUGAUCCCCGCAGCGAUUGGAGCUUUACCUAAACUUCAGGUUGUCUCGCUCUCACAGAAUAAUCUCUCUGGGAAGGUUCCGAUGUCCAUGUUUUGCAAUGUCUCGGUCUAUCCGCCGUCGAUUAGGAUGGUGCAGUUAGGGUUCAAUACGUUUACGGAUGUCAUUGGGCCUGAGACGGGAUCUUGUUAUAGUGUUUUGCAAGUCCUGGAUCUUCAACAGAAUCGGAUUGGGGGGAGUUUUCCAUUGUGGUUAACACGUAUAUCGUCUUUGACAAUUUUGGAUGUUUCGGGUAACUUGUUUUCUGGUGAUAUUCCAGCUGAGAUUGGGAAUUUGUCAAGAUUAGAGGAGUUGAAGAUGGCUAAUAAUUCUUUUAGUGGUGUGAUUCCAGUUGAGAUUGAGAAAUGUAUCUCUUUAAGUGUUCUUAAUCUUGAAGGGAAUCAAUUUUCAGGGGAGAUUCCUGUAUUUUUGGGUGAUGUAAGAGGGUUAAAGAGUCUAACACUUGCUGGAAAUCUCUUCUCCGGUCCACUUCCAAUGAGUUUUCAUAAUCUUUCAGAGCUUGAGACCUUAAACUUUAGACACAAUAAUUUGAGUGGAAGCUUUCCGGAAGAGUUAAUGGGAAUGAGAAAUUUGACCACUUUGGACCUCAGUGAGAACAAUUUUUCUGGUGACAUUCCAGCAGGUAUUGGGAAUUUGAGUCAGUUAAUGGUUUUUAAUCUGAGUGGUAAUGCUUUUUCAGGGCGAUUGCCUGCUAGCUUGGGAAAUCUUUUGAAGUUAACCGCUCUUGAUUUGAGCAAGCAGAAUCUGUCUGGUGAGUUGCCGUUUGAGCUUGCUGGUCUGCCAAAUCUACAAGUCAUUGCUUUGCAAGAAAAUCAAUUAUCUGGAGAUGUUCCUGAGGGUUUUAGUAGUUUGAUGGGUUUGCGAUAUUUGAAUUUAUCGUUCAAUGGGUUCUUUGGUAAAAUUCCGGUGACCUUUGGCUUUCUUCACUCACUCGUUGUUCUGUCAUUGUCUGAUAAUCACAUUUCUGGGUUGAUUCCACCAGAGCUUGGCAAUUGCUCUGAUCUUCAAGUUCUAGAGCUCCGGUCAAAUUCUUUGACGGGCCACAUUCCAGCUGAUCUCUCCCAUCUUUCAAAUUUGAACGUGCUUGACUUAGGUAUCAACAAUUUAACUGGGGAACUUCCAGAAGAAGUCUCACUAUGCUCUUCAUUAAGAUCUUUGUUUGUGGACGCCAAUCAUCUUUCAGGAAGCAUACCAGACUCAUUAUCAAAAUUAUUGAACCUCACAGUGCUGGAUCUCUCAAGCAACAACUUUAGUGGAGAAAUUCCAGCGAAUCUUGCACAGAUAACUGGACUUGUAUAUUUCAAUGUCUCAAGUAAUAAUUUAGACGGUGAGAUUCCGGUAUUACUGAGUUCCAGAUUUAAUGAUCCAUCAGCAUUUGCAAAUAAUCAAGAUUUAUGUGGAAAGCCAUUGGGCCGGAAAUGUGAGAACAUAACUGAUAAAAAUGGGAGGAAGAGGUUGAUUCUGUUGAUAGUUAUAGUUGCUGGUGGUGCUUGUCUCUUGGCAUUGUGUUGUUGCUUCUAUAUUUUCAGCCUCUUACAGUGGCGCAAGAAGCUAAAAGAAGGUGCAGCUGCAGAGAAGAAGCAUAGUCCAGCGAGAGCUAGCUCAAGAACAAGUGGGGGUCGUGGCAGCACGGAUAAUGGAGGGCCAAAACUGGUUAUGUUUAACAAGAAGAUAACACUAGCAGAAACAAUUGAAGCAACGAGGCAAUUUGACGAAGAAAAUGUGCUUAGCAGAAGUCGAUAUGGUCUUGUUUUCAAGGCUUGCUACAAUGAUGGGAUGGUGGCCUCAAUUCGCCGCCUACCAGAUGGAUCACUGGAUGAAAACAUAUUUAGAAAAGAAGCUGAAUUCUUAGGCAAAGUAAAGCACCGGAAUCUGACAGUUCUUCGAGGCUACUACGCGGGAGCACCCGAUUUAAGACUUCUAGUCUUUGACUACAUGCCCAACGGAAAUCUCGCAACUCUCCUUCAAGAAGCAUCACACCACGAUGGCCAUGUCUUGAAUUGGCCAAUGCGCCAUCUCAUAGCGCUAGGCAUUGCUCGAGGCUUGUCCUUCCUACACACAUCCAACAUGGUCCAUGGUGAUAUCAAACCACAAAACGUUCUCUUUGAUGCCGAUUUCGAAGCUCACUUAUCCGAAUUCGGGCUAGACCGUCUUACAGUCCCAACCCCAGCAGAAACUUCCAGUUCUGCAACAUCAGUUGGCACAUUGGGUUAUGUCUCUCCGGAAGCAAUACUCACAGGGGAAACCACAAAAGAAUCAGAUGUAUACAGUUUUGGCAUAGUGUUGCUCGAGCUACUAACUGGAAAAAGGCCACUGAUGUUCACACAAGAUGAAGAUAUUGUAAAAUGGGUGAAGAAGCAACUGCAAAAAGGCCAAAUCACAGAACUACUGGAGCCAGGCUUGCUCGAGCUUGACCCGGAAUCAUCAGAAUGGGAAGAAUUCUUGCUUGGAGUUAAAGUGGGGUUACUGUGUACAGCACCAGAUCCUCUUGAUCGACCCAUCAUGUCAGACAUUGUCUUCAUGUUAGAAGGUUGUCGUGUUGGUCCUGAUAUUCCCUCAUCAGCCGAUCCAACCUCUCAACCUUCACCAGCAUAAUUUCAUUAUUAUUAUUUUUUUUGUUGCAAGACAUUAACCAUCGGUUUUUUAAUAUAGAAUGUAAAUCGUUCAUUCGAAAUCUUUUUUUUCA
This is a messenger RNA of Mangifera indica (mango), 3853 nucleotides long. RefSeq names its product probable LRR receptor-like serine/threonine-protein kinase At4g36180. The coding region runs from base 352 to 3762 and encodes 1136 amino acids. The transcript has a single exon. The record is from RefSeq and is a predicted model, not a curated record. Gene Ontology annotation, molecular function: protein binding; protein kinase activity; ATP binding. Gene Ontology annotation, biological process: hormone-mediated signaling pathway; protein phosphorylation. Lineage: Eukaryota; Viridiplantae; Streptophyta; Magnoliopsida; Sapindales; Anacardiaceae. Gene Ontology annotation, cellular component: plasma membrane.